AUGAGUUCUUAAGAAUAUGAAGGUUUUAGGUUAAUAGAUGUUGAUAGUUUUUAUUUGAAGAUUAAGUAAUUUUAAGAUGGCUAAGAUUUUAUUAUUUUGAAUGAGUCAUGCAUUUAAAAGGUAAGAUGAGAAUUAUUAAUAUAUAGAUGGCUUAAAAUGACUAAUGGAUAGAUUGUUUAGGUGAUUUAGAAAUAGAAUUAAAAGCAAUACUAUAUGACAGAGUUAUCAAUAUAUCUAAUUUACCUUAAUAUUUAAGUCAAAGAUUAUAACCAUUCAUUAUAUAUAUUAUGAACAAAAUGUAUUAUAAUUUCUAUCAAUUAGAAUAUUUGAUCAUAAACGAUUGAAGUUGCAAUGUUAUCUAAAUGAGAUCUUGCAUUUGAUAUAGAAAUUGAUAAUUAAGAAAUGGAAUAUGUAUCCUACUUAAUUACUUGAAUUCUUGAAAUUAAUUCAUUAUAAUUCGAUGAUAGAAUUCUACAAUAGUAGAAUUUCAGAUUUAGAAGUUUAUAAAUCUACCAUCAAUAAGUUCUAUUAUGAAAGAUAGAAAUAUGGUAUAAUUAAUUAGGCUGAGAGUUAUCUUAAUUAACAGGAAGUUGAAAUAUUUUAUCCACUUCAAAAGGAAGUUCUCGAUCAACGCCAUUUAGACAAGAAUGUCCUCAUAUUCUCACCAUUUCAACGUAUGCAAAUUCAUUACUUUUAUAAGAAUGGUGGUUUUGAACUUCUAAAUGAAUCUUUUACUAAUUUUACACUCAAACAGAUAGAGGUUUUAUGUAUUUAAGGUUAUUUAAAAAAAUAUAUUGAUAAAUAAUUAUAUAUGAAUUAUUUUCAACAUCUUAAUUAUUAAUAGAUUGCUUUUAAAUUAACUGAUGAAGAUAUCAAAAAUGCUAGCAAAGAAAAUAUAGAAUAAUUUAAUUUAUAUAUACAAAAUCUAAUAGAUUUUAAGAGUACAUAACAAGAGAGAUAAAAAGAAAUAGAAUAAAUUUAAAUGUCCAUAUAUUUGUAAUGUUUUCGUUGUUCAUCACUUCAGAAACGUAUUUUUGGUAAUUAGCAUAAAAUGUAUUUUAUUAGGAUUGUAAUAACUUUGUAAAAAGAUUAACACUAAUCAUAGUAAUAUUCAAAAUUACUAGAACAAUUAAACACUCUUAAAUUUUCUAAUAGAGAAUCAAGUAUUUUAAGAUUUAUUUGGAGAGAAAACCCACCUUGAAUUGAUUAAAGGUUCAUUUCCUUUAAUUAAAUUUCUUUAUUAGAAUAAAAGUAUAAAAGGAGAAGAAUUAAUUAGUAUUUUAAGAUUGGCCAGAGGUAGACAUGAAACUUGGAUUAAUAUAAUUUCAACAAUCUUAUAGGAUCUUGCAGAAAUAUUAAAUUUAGAAGAUAUUUAGAUAAUGUUAUAAAAUAUAUACUUAAAUUAAAUAGGUUUAGAUAGUCUAAAAUUCAUAAAAAGUUUAGGUAAAAAUAAGUAUUUAAAUAAUUAUUCUGAAGAUUAAGACUAAAAUAUUAUUGAUAAUAGGUAUAAAAAAUAAAAGCUUAAUGCUGAUGAUGAUUGUAAAGUGAUAUCAUAUGGAAAUUUUAGUGAUUAAAAAUAAGAUAGAAAUCAUGUUUCAUAAAUAAUCUAAUCUUAAUAGACAAUGAGACAUAAAGAAGAAUAAAUUAAAACUUAAAUUGUUGAAUACUUAUUAAAUUUAGUACAUGAUUAACCUAAUAACAUUAUAGGUCAGACUGCAUUUGAAAUUGCAAUUGAACUUAUAUGUCAUUAAUUUCAAUUUCUAAGAAUCUAAUAUCUUAAUAUAGCUAUAGAAGCAUUAAAUUCUAAUCAAGAUUAAUUAUCAAUUUAUUUUAAUAUGAUUCAAUAAAUUAUUCAAUCCUCUUAUCCAAUUGAACAAUUCAAAAAAUCUGAUGAAAUUUUGAUUUGGAUGGAGGAGAAAUAUAAUUUAAAAUUAAAUUAUUUAAGAUUGAUGUUAAGAUAAAAAUUAAAAUUUCUCAUAAAAGAGGAAAGUGUAUAUUUAAAGGUGAUUAUUUAAUGUGUUAAUUUCUAUAAAUUUUUACAUAAGAAUAGUAAAAUUAAUUAAAUUGAAUUAUAGAUAUUAUGGAAAUUGCUUGUAGAAAAUGCAAGAUAUUUAGAAGAAAGAGAUUUAUUUUUUGAUUGGUUUAAUGAAUAAUUAAAUUUAGAGAAUGAUGCAAUGGAAUGGUUAUUUAUUAAAAUAAUUAAAUAAAAUCAUUUAUCACAAUCAAUGUUAAGAUGUUUGAUAAAUUUGAUUCUAUAUUUUAAUAUAAAAUAUAAGGUAAUUAAAUUAUUGUAUGAUGAUGAAUAUCAAUUAUUUGAUCAUAAUCUAAUAGGUCUCAAUAUAUUAUGGAAAAUAUUUCACUCUCAACCUGAAUUAUAUAAUUAACUCUAUGAUUUCUUUAUUAAAUUAUUAAAAAUGAAUCAAAAACCUAAUAUACUAAAUAGUUUGAAAUAGUUAUAUUUAAAUGAACUCUUUUCAUGUAUUCAAAAUCCUACUUCUAUCUAAUUUGUAAUACAAUUAUUAGAAGAAUUUGAAGGAUUUAAAAUUAUUGAAUAAGAAGAAAAGAUAUCAAUAACAAUUCUUAAUAACUGUUAAAAUGCCUUGAAUCCAAAAAAAUAAGAUAUUCAAUUAUAAUGUAAUUUAUAAGUUUACCAAGCUAAAUAAAUAAUAGGAUAAAAAUUAAAUCCUUAAAUGAGACCAGAAGAAUUUGAUAUCUUUUGUAGAGGUUCCUUAUUUAAAGAUCAAAAUACACUUAAAGAUUACAAAGUAAAUUAGAAUUUGACAUUCACAAUUUCAAAUAAAUAUGAUUUUUAUUAAGAAGAUGAUACUAUUUAAUAAGAAAAUUAAGAUAUAAAUGAGAAAAUAAACAAGAUUUAAGAUAUUGUUAACAUUUAAAAUAAACAAUUUAUAUUAUCAGUAUUAAAGGAUAAGAAUUUCAAUGUAGAUACUACAAUAGGAGAAUUAAUUGAUCAAGGUGAUUAAUUAUAUAUCUAAUAUCAAUAGAAAAAUAUAAGUAAAGCUCCUCCAAAAAAAAUAGAAACAAGUACUUCUUUUGCAGCAAUAAUUUCUAAUUAAUAUAUAGAUUAAUUAUUUAACUUAUUGAAUUACAACAAUCAAUAAAUAAAUGCUAAAAUUUGGAGUAUUUUAUAGAUGAUUCCUUGUAAUCCAAAAGUAUAUUAAUUGAUUGAAUAAUCACAAAAGGAUUGGAGUAAAUUGUUAAUUGAUGAUAACAAAUAUAGAUUACAAUAUCACUUAUAAAUAUUAAAGGAAUAAUUGCUUUUUGAUUUUGUAGAAGAUUAGGAUGUUUAUAAAAUAUUGAGAUAAAAUUUCUUAUCUAAUGGUGGUUUACAAUUAUUAUUAAAUAAUCUUGGUAAACCUAUAGAAAUAGUACUUAUUAUAUUAGAGAUAUUUCAAAUGUAUUUAAAUAGUCAUGCUAUUAAUGAACUUAAAGAUUAUAAUUAUUCUAUGCUUCUUAAAUUAAAAUCUGUAGAUUAAAUUAUUAGUUUAUUUUCUCCUUAAAAUUAAAUAUAAGAUAAUCAAUUUUAAUAAUCUAAAUCAUUUUAAGUAUUUUAUUUUUGUGAAAAACUUGAUUUUUAAAUCAACUGGGAGAACUUGUUAAAUAAUUUAUUUAAUUGGAUAGAAAUUGAAUAAUGUUACACUAUAAUACUCUGUUUACUUUAUGUUAAACCUAAUUUAUUGAAUUACCCAUUUCCAAUCAAUUAAUUGCUUAAUUAAUUGAAUAAUUCAAAAUUAGAACAAAGAAGAAUGGCAGCUAUAUUUAUACUUACAUUAAAUGAUAUAUGCAUAAAAAAAAGACAAAAUUUCAGCAUCAAAUACUUACCAAUACUGAUACAAGGACAAACUGAAUAUGAAGAGUUGUUUAUUGUUAUUGCAGAAUUAAUAGAUUAAACCUAUGAUAUAUCCUUUUUGUAAACUAAAGAAUUAGUACUAUAAAUUAUAGAUUUCAUAAAAAAUAGAGAAAUAAAUGAAUCACCAUUUAUUGAAAAUGAGGAUAAAGUCUUAUAAGGUAAUUUAUUAUUAUUAAAAACUUUAUUAAAUAGGGAUAAUUAAUUAUCAAUUAAUUUAAUUGAUAUUGAUUUCUCUAAAUAUAUUUUUGAAUGUUUGUUUGAAAUGAAGAACAAUUAUUCUAUUUAUCCAGUAUAUAAAAGGAAUAAUACAAGAAAGAGAGCUUUUGAUUUAUUAUUAGAAUUAAGUAAAGUCUAAAAUCAUUUAAAUCAAAUUCUAUAUUUAAUUUAAAUAAAUCAACAGAAAAGACCUAAUUUAGAAGAAUCUAAUUUUGAUUAUGGUAUAAAAGGAUCACAUGGAUAUGUAGGUCUUUAAAAUUUAGGAGCUACUUGUUAUAUAAAUUCACUUCUAUAGUAAUUGUUUAUGAAUAUUCAUUUUCGAAAAUGUAUUUUAGAUGUAUAAAUUCUAAAAUAGAGCAAUCAUAAAAUAAGAAUAAUAAAAAUAAAUGAUGCUAAUACUAAUUAAAAUAUUAAUCUAUGUUAAGAUCCAUUAUAUUAGUUAUAAUAAGUUUUUAUUCAACUUUAAGAAUCAGUAAAAUAAUAUAUUAAUCCAAAUUAAUUUAUAAAGACAUUGAAAGGUUUUGAUGGAUAAUAAAUUAAUCCUUUAAUUUAAGAGGAUUGUAAUGAAUUCUUUAAUUUGUUAACAGGAACAUUAGAAGAAUAUUUAAAACCUACACUUUAAUCUAAUUUAAUAAAUUAAAGUUUUGGAGGUACUUUUGUAAAUGAAAUAAAAUCAUUGGAAUCAGAUUGUGAUUUUAAGAAAGAAACAGAAGAACCCUUUUUAACUGUUUCUGUUGAGAUCAAAAAUAAAAAGAGUUUAUAUGAAGCAUUAGAUUUAUUUGUUAAAUCUGAUGUUUUAGAUGGUGAGAAUCAAUAUUUUUGUGAUGAAGUAUAACGUAAAAUUGAUGCUGAGAAGAGAUGUUACUUUAUAAAAUUACCUAAAACAUUUAUUUUCCAUUUAAAAAGAUUUGAAUUUGAUAUUGAUACUAAUACUCGUAAUAAAAUUAAUGAUUAUUGUGAAUUUCCAUUAGAAAUCAAUAUGUUCUAAUGGACUCGUGAUAAUAUUGUAGAACAUAAAUAAUUAAAUGAUUUUACAGAUUAUAAAUAUGUAUUGAAAGGUGUUCUUGUUCAUACAGGAAAUGCUGAAGGAGGUCAUUACUUUUCUUAUAUAAAAGAUCAUAACAAUUAAUGGUUUGAAUUCAAUGAUAAAUUGAUUACUCAUUUUGAUGUAUAGAAUUUAAGGGAGAAAUGUUUUGGAGGUAAUUAAAAUAAUGAAUGGGGUAUAUAAAAUAGCAAGAAUGCAUAUAUGUUAUUUUAUGAAAAAUAAGGUGUGAUUUAAGAAAAUAAAUAAAAUCAUAUAGAAAUUGAAAUUGAAGAUUUAUCAGAAAAUGAAUAAUUUUUAAAAUAAUAAAUUAGAAAAGAAAAUACUAAAUAUAUAGAAAAUAAAUUAUUUAAUGCUUAAGAAUAUGUGAAUUUUGUUUAAACACUUGUAUAAAGUGGUAUGAAGAAUUAUCAAUUAGAAACAAGUUUAGAAUUACUUUAAUUAUUUACUACAUUCACUUUUUCUUAGUUUCUAAAGAAUAAAGAUAUCUUUUAAUUUAAAAAUAACCUUAAAAUUCUCAAUAAUUUUUAUAAUCAAAAUAAUUAAGCUUGUGUAUGGUUACUUGAGUAUUGGAGAUGUAAUAAAUAAAUAUUGAUUGAAUGUUUAAUUGAAUAUGAAUCAAUUGAAAGUCUUUAAUUGAUAAAUUUCGUCAUUGAUUAGGCUUAACUAUUUGAUCCUUUUAAAUUAUAAAAAUUCUUUUAGUUUUAUUUGAGUGAAUUAUUACCUAUUGUAAGAAACAAUAACAAGAAUAGAAUAUGUUAUUAUAGAGUGAUCAGUUAUUAUUUAGAAAGGACUGAUGUUUUAUUUAAUUAGAUAUAUUAAGAUCGUUAUUUCUAUAUAUUUUAUGAAAUUUUAAAAGAGAGAAUACAAUAAAUAUAAACUAAUAAUUAUUUCAAAAUAAUAUUAUAAAAUGAAGAUUCUCUUAUUAUAAUUUGUGAGAUUAUAAGUAAAAUAAUUAGAUGUUGUGAGACAAUUGGUAUGUAAUCCAAUAAAAUUUCUCCAACAUAUAUAUAGAUUGGAUUAUUAAAUUAUAAAAUUGAUUAAUUAUGGAUUGAAGAAUUGUUUUAAUAAAAUUAAUUCAGAAAGUAUAUCUUAUCCAUGGUAUAACAUUAAAAUUAAUUGAUUUUUAUGAUUCAACAUAUAUGUUGGAAUGAUUAAAACAUUAGUCAAAAAGUCAUUUAAGAAAUUGUUAUGUAAAUAUUGGAUGAUUAAAAUUAAUGGUAAUAGUUGGAGAAGAUAAGUUAAAUAUUAAUAGAAAUCUUGAACAUAGAAGAUGGAUUAUAAGAGAAUAGAAUUAGAUGGAUAUUCUAAUAUGAAAAUUUUAUGGAAUCAUCAAAAAGAGGUACAACUAUAUUAAAUACUAUCUAAAAAGAUGAUCUUGAUUAUGUUAUAGGAAUUAUAUGUAUGUUAGCUGAAAUAGGUAGUAAAGUUAUUAGUUUCUCUCAAUAUUUAAAUACAAAUAAAAUGGAUUUCGAAUAUUUAUUAUAUAAAUUAAAAGAUAUCUUAUAAUAAUAAUUUAAUCACUUUUAAUAUCCAAUUUAAAAGAUGCAAACAGCCAUAAAAUAGGUAAUUUAUUUUUUUAUCAUUAGUUUCAAAAUAUCUUAUAAUUAUAAUUUGAUAUCAAUAUGGAUGAUGAUAAUAGAAGAUAAUUAGGAGAAGAAUCUUUAGGUUAAGAUAGUAAUUAAGCACAAUAUGAUUUAGAAGAUACUAAUCAAAUUUCUGAAUGA
Messenger RNA from Paramecium primaurelia, 6853 nucleotides. The record is from the annotation of a GenBank genome assembly. NCBI's taxonomy places the organism in Eukaryota, Ciliophora, Oligohymenophorea, Peniculida, Parameciidae.